CGACUCAAACACUAACCAAAAUACGUUUUCCCUUUCUCUGGUUUCUCUCCUUUCGUCACUGCUUUCCUCUCCUUACUUUCCCUUCCGCUGUUCCUUGCCUCACCGUCCGAUCGAAGGGGCCAGGCGACACCGGUCGACUAUCUGCUAGCUGGACGGUUCUCUCGGAGCGCAGAUCUGACGUCGGAGUCAAAAAAUUUGGAUAUCCUUUUUUAUAGGCCUGAUGCAGCGCCAGCAGACGUUGGAUCCAUGUUCCAGAAUUGGAUCGGCACUCCAGUGGUGCCGACCUGUGUGUGCCUGGAGGACAGAUCCGACGCAGUUGAGUACCGGAUGGGACUCAAACAGCAUCGAAACGGUGUUCUGUUUCCUACCAAUUCGUGGCGCCAACCGCAUUGGACGGCCACGACCGGUGUUCUCGGGUGCCAGUGCGAGCAGUGACCCGUAGCGCCGACCAGACACCUUGGAUCCGUCUUUUGUCAAACCCUAACUUGCUCUCAUUAGAUCGAGCUGCCGAUUGAGGCGUUUCUAGAGGGUCAGGCACCUAAAUAGAGCUCAUACCUCGGUAAUUCACUAGUCCUUAUAUCUUCGUUUGUAACUUCAAGAUUCUUUCUAUCGCUCAUCUCCAUCAUGAAAAAAAUCUUUAGAAACUGCAAUUAUCGAAGCAUAUAUCCUGCAUCGUAAGAGAAAAUUGAUCCUGAAUAUGAUUGCUUAGUUGUGGGUAGAUGCCCUAGCUCUAGAUUUUAUGUAGUAGCAUAUGAGAUUUUUGCAUCAUUUGAUGUUGUGAAAUCUAUAGUGAUUUAUGAGUGAGUAAACUCUUAUCUAUAUAUAUAUAUAUAUAAAUUAUGGUCGUUGUG
Rubroshorea leprosula is the source of this 851-nucleotide messenger RNA. The record is from the annotation of a GenBank genome assembly. NCBI's taxonomy places the organism in Eukaryota, Viridiplantae, Streptophyta, Magnoliopsida, Malvales, Dipterocarpaceae.